This is a messenger RNA of Humulus lupulus (European hop), 1599 nucleotides long. Its product is annotated as 4-diphosphocytidyl-2-C-methyl-D-erythritol kinase, chloroplastic. Bases 244 to 1338 code for a protein of 364 amino acids. Gene Ontology annotation, cellular component: chloroplast. The record is from RefSeq and is a predicted model, not a curated record. The transcript has 11 exons. Gene Ontology annotation, molecular function: 4-(cytidine 5'-diphospho)-2-C-methyl-D-erythritol kinase activity; ATP binding. Lineage: Eukaryota; Viridiplantae; Streptophyta; Magnoliopsida; Rosales; Cannabaceae. Gene Ontology annotation, biological process: terpenoid biosynthetic process.
GAACAAUUGUUGUUGUUGUUGUUUUAUUUCGUUUAAAAUAUAACAAUCAGCGAUGUUUCCUUGAGAGUCAUCCUCCAACCAACCAACCAUGAAUGAGAAAGAGGACAAGUGAGAAUUCAAAAGUCUGGCCCCGAGAUUGAUUCUGUUUUUGUUCCACUGAAUCCCAAAUGUUCAAAUGCACCAUUUCAUAAUUUUCACAGCUUGAUAGUUAGUUCAUAUUUGUUAUACCUCUCGAGAACUUAAAUGGCUUCCUCUCAUAUUCUCUGCCACAACAAUGUUUUCAAUCUUUCUCCCAAUCCCUUUAGGAACAGGGAUCUCUCUUCCUUAUACUCAAAUGGGUUGUGUUCUUUUGGUUCGAAGUCUAAAUUUUCGAGGACUUCAUCUCUCAAAUUUGUGGUUUCUGAAAAAAGACAAGUCGAGAUAGUUUAUGAUGCUGAUGAAAGGAUAAACAAGUUGGCUGAUAAAGUGGACAAAGAAGCGCCACUCUCAAGGCUCACUCUUUUCUCACCUUGCAAGAUUAAUGUUUUCUUGAGAAUAACUAGCAAAAGGGAAGAUGGGUAUCAUGAUUUGGCAUCUCUCUUUCAUGUGAUAAGCCUUGGAGAUGUACUUAAGUUCUCUUUGUCUCCUUCAACAAAGAAAGACUCUUUGUCAACUAAUGCCUCUGGGGUACCUCUUGAUGAUAGAAAUUUGAUUAUCAAGGCCCUUAAUCUUUACCGAAAGAAAACUGGUACAAACAAAUACUUUUGGAUUCAUCUUGACAAGAAAGUGCCCACUGGAGCAGGGCUUGGUGGUGGGAGUAGUAAUGCUGCAACAGCACUAUGGGCAGCAAAUCAGUUCAACGGUUGUCUUGUUACUGAAAAGGAACUGCAAAAAUGGUCAAGUGAGAUUGGUUCAGAUAUUCCCUUCUUUUUCUCCCAAGGGGCAGCCUAUUGUACAGGUCGAGGUGAGGUUGUUCAGGAUAUUCUACCACCUGUACCAUUAAACAUUCCGAUGGUUCUCAUAAAGCCCCCAGAGGCAUGUUCAACAGCUGAAGUUUAUAAGUGUCUUAAGUUGGAUAAAACUAGCAAGAGCGACCCUUUACAAUUGCUCAACAAGAUCUCAAGUGAUGGAAUAAGUCAAGAUGUUUGCAUAAAUGAUUUAGAACCUCCUGCCUUUGAAGUUCUUCCAUCUCUUAAAAGAUUGAAACAGCGCAUAAUUGCAGCUAGUCGUGGACAAUAUGAUGCUGUUUUUAUGUCUGGGAGGUAUAACUACUGGAUUUCCUGUUCUGGUGGCUUUACGUUGCUCUGGAAGCACCAUUGUUGGGGUUGGUUCCCCAGAUCCACCACAGUUUAUAUAUGAUGAUGAGGACUACAAGGAUGUGUUUUUGUCAGAGGCCAACUUCCUGACUCGAGAAGCAAAUGAAUGGUACAAAGAACCUGCUUCAGCAAGUGCUUGUAGCCCUUUGGACGAUUUCUCUCGUGAUUUUUUAUCUGGCGAGUAAUUAUAGUACAUCCUUUCUUUGGAAAAAUGCUAAAUUGUAUCAUUCAUUAAGUACGCUAUGUAAUAGAAUAAAUAAAUAAAAUAAAAUAUAGAAUCUGAAAAAUCUAAUUUAUUGUUUUA